UUUUUAAUUUGUACAAUUUACAUGAUAUACACAUGUAAUUACUAAGGUUUCGGGUAUUUAAGUAAACUACGGCGACGAAAAAAAACGAGAUUUCUUCCAACACGGAGACGGAUUACAGAUUCAAAAUGCCCGCCGCCAGUUUCGGGGCUCAGCUUCCCCCUCUUGGCGACGGGGGUAUCAAAGACGUGUGGAAUUCCAACCUACAUGAAGAAUUUCAAAUAAUAAGACAGGUGGUGCAGAAGUACCACUGGGUUGCUAUGGACACAGAAUUCCCCGGUGUAGUGGCACGGCCUAUUGGUGAAUUUAGGUCCACUGCCGACUACCAGUACCAACUACUCAGGUGCAACGUGGAUUUGUUGAGAAUCAUUCAGCUGGGCCUCACGUUUAUGGACGAAAACGGUAAAACACCGCCCGGAUACACCACCUGGCAAUUCAACUUCAAAUUUAAUUUACAAGAAGACAUGUAUGCGCAGGAUUCCAUAGACUUAUUGCAGAACUCGGGGCUCCAGUUCAGGAAGCACGAGGAGGAUGGCAUUGAGCCGCUAGAAUUUGCCGAGUUGCUCAUGACAUCAGGCCUUGUUCUCAUGGACAACAUCAAAUGGUUAAGUUUUCACUCCGGUUAUGACUUUGGCUACCUGCUAAAGCUGCUCACCGACCAGAACCUACCGCAAGACGAGAAUGAUUUCUUUGAGAGUCUACGGCUGUAUUUCCCUACAGUUUACGAUGUCAAGUACCUCAUGAAGCUCUGCAAAAAUCUGAAGGGCGGAUUACAGGAGGUGGCAGACCAGUUGGAGCUGCGGCGCGUUGGGCCGCAGCACCAGGCUGGUUCCGACUCUCACCUCACUGGGAUGGCGUUCUUCAAGAUCAAGGAGAUAUUUUUCGACGACAACAUCGAGAGCUCAAGCGGGCACCUGUACGGCUUGGGAGCCCCGUUCUCCGCGUCCGCGAGCACCUUCCAGGAGGGCGGCGAGGCGGGCACCUCGUCCUGAUCGGCGGAGCCCGGGGCGCCCGCGCCGUCCCCGCGCCUCUACCUGCAGGAGUGAGCUGCGC
This is a messenger RNA of Cydia amplana, 1050 nucleotides long. RefSeq names its product CCR4-NOT transcription complex subunit 7-like. Gene Ontology annotation, molecular function: nucleic acid binding; poly(A)-specific ribonuclease activity. Lineage: Eukaryota; Metazoa; Arthropoda; Insecta; Lepidoptera; Tortricidae. The transcript is spliced from 8 exons. Gene Ontology annotation, cellular component: P-body; CCR4-NOT complex; CCR4-NOT core complex. The coding region runs from base 126 to 989 and encodes 287 amino acids. The record is from RefSeq and is a predicted model, not a curated record.